Messenger RNA from Agrilus planipennis (emerald ash borer), 1337 nucleotides. RefSeq names its product wee1-like protein kinase. NCBI's taxonomy places the organism in Eukaryota, Metazoa, Arthropoda, Insecta, Coleoptera, Buprestidae. Bases 429 to 1337 code for a protein of 302 amino acids. Gene Ontology annotation, molecular function: protein kinase activity; ATP binding. The record is from RefSeq and is a predicted model, not a curated record. Gene Ontology annotation, biological process: protein phosphorylation. The transcript is spliced from 5 exons.
UUUCAUAUUUACAAUGAUAAUGGGAAAAAAUAGUAGUAAAUAAGAAAUUGUUUUGUUUAUUUUUUUUUUUAUAAAAACGUAGCCUCUGGCAACAUUGCUUCGUCAAACUGUAGAGUGGUAGAGUGCAAUCAAGUAACCAACCAGCGAUUGAAAAUAUAUUGUUCAGGCAAGGCUGCAAGAAUCUACCAAUCAAAGUAACCACAGUGAGUUUGAAUUUAUUUGAAACUUCUAAUUCAGUGUUUUCAUUGGUCGAGGACACUGCAAAAUGCAUUAUUCGCGUCAUUCGCCAUUAACCGUUGAGUGGAAAGUGAAACCAAAACAGCGAUAGUGAAAGAAAAAUUUGUUUUAUUGUGUGAAACAGUUUGUUUGUGAUUGAAAAUAAAUAGAAUAUUUAAUAAGUGUGGAUUAAAUAUAUAGUUAUAAAUGUGAUGGCUCGUUUUCGAAAUUUAUGUUCUGAAUUUGAUGAGGCCGACAAUGAAGAACACGAUUUGGACUCCUCUUCUGGCUGUGAAUUAUCUUUUGAAAUGUCUCGCGAAAACAUUGCCCCCGUUAGCCCUAUUCAUCUUGGACCAAGACGUUUACAGUUUACAAAUGAAGAUGAAAAUUCAGCAGCACACUUGUCAUUUAGUCCUCCUUAUAAAAGAGUCCGAGCUCUUAGACUGUUUGAUAACCCAUUAACGCCGAAAACCAUUUUGGAGAAGUCUUCAGUAUGUGGAACACCAGCACCUCGUAACCGUUUAUUUUCUCAUUGUGAAAGGCCUCGAGGAGUUGCAAGUGCUUAUCCUAAUAAAUUAGAAAAACCAGCUGCAAAUGUUAAUCCUUUUACACCAGAUGGUUUGAUGAUGACAAAGAAACGUUCAAGAUCUAUUCGUUCUCUUAUAAGUUCACCUGAGGGGGUCCACCUUACAGUACCAAAAUUAGAAUUAAAUGAUUCAGAUGCAAGUGACAUUGAAAUUGAGCAACCCACUAAGCGUGUUGCAUUGCAGGAAAACAAUAUUUCUAGAUAUUACAAAGAAUUCAUAGAAUUAGAACUUAUAGGCAGUGGACAAUUUGGUUCAGUUUAUAAAUGCAUUAAUCGUUUGGACGGCUGUGUUUAUGCUAUUAAGAAGUCAACUUGUCCUGUUGCUGGGAGUGCCUUAGAAAAAAAUGCUUUAAAUGAAGUGUAUGCUCAUGCAGUGUUAGGAAAACAUCAACACGUAGUUCGUUACUAUUCAGCUUGGGCUGAAGAUAAUCACAUGAUAAUUCAAAAUGNCAAAAUAAUUAUUCAUGAAGUAGUUUUGCUAUUGAUGUUUGAAUUGUGGGCUUUAAAGCAAUGUAUUAAAAACGAGAAAGUGUAA